AGCCUCCAACUAAUAAAAAUAAAUGAAAAAUAAAAAAAUAAAAAGCAUGUGUCCACAUUUUCCUCAGAGAUAUGUUGUGAAUCUUUGUUUUUACUCAACAGUGAAUUUAUUGAGUAUUCAUAGCACUAAUCAAAUUUUCAUUUCCUAAAGGUAACAAUAGAAAAUUUAAAGAGUUUUUUCUGUUACUAAUUUAAGCUUAUUAAUAAAUGCAUGGCUUACUCUAGCUUUACUUGAAAGCAUGUACAAAAAUAAAGCCAGAAAACAAAAGGAGGGGGUUGUGCUUUAUAAAAUGAAAUAACCAAGGAUAACAGAAAUAUAUAUGUUCUUACACAAGGGAGGGAGACUUUAUCUUCACAUCUUUAAAAGUAGAACCUUGACCCUCUACCACUUAUGGGAUCAAGUUUCAUCUGCAAAUAUUUACUCCAAAACUGAGUAAGAAAAUUAUGUUUUUAAGCCAAUGGUUUCUUGUUAUUUUUCCUCCCUAGCAAAAAAGAAAAUUGAAAAAUCUGAAAAGGAAAGUAAAGGUAAAUACAUUUUAAGGCAUGUAUAUCAAAUUAGUGACAAAAGCACAGGAAUCAAAAAUAUGUAAUUAUACAAAUUAUGUCACUUAAAAAAGCAAUUCAUGAAAAUAUGGACAUUGGUUUUAAAGCAUAUAUCAGAAUUGCAGCUAUUUGGGGGGUUAUUCGUGUGAGGAGUGUAGUAUUGCAUUAUUAUUAGAUAUCUAAGGGGAACUGGAAGUUAGACCUUAAAGCAAACUCCAUCUGUUAUUGCUAUACUAACAACAUAAAGUUCUUUUCAUAUAACUCCUGAAUUGUAAAUAUUGACUGCAAAAUAUGUAAUUUCAAACUUAGAAAGACCUAUGAAUAAAUAUGUAUAUGACUCUACCAUUUUAUCUCUAUAGAAAAAGCAGAAAUGAGACAUCUUAAAGAAGAAAAAGUACCAACAAGAAAAGAAAAUCUUCAAUUACACAAUGUGACAAAAGAAAAACCCACAAGAGUAUCAAGAGAAGAUUCUGAAGAGGUACCAGCUUCAAAGAAAGCUAAAGAAGCUGAAGAUGUAUCUUCCACAAAGAAGCAGAAAACCCCCAUCAGCUUCUUCCAAUGUGUCUACUUGGAUGGAUACAAUGGCUAUGGAUUUCAGUUUCCCGUCACUCCUGGGCACUACCCUGGGGAGAGCGCCGGCCAACCAAGUUCUCCAGGACAGAAGCAACAGCGACAGUGAGACCCAUGUGCACAGCCCUUGCAAAUCGCUUUAGAACUCUGAAAAUAGCAUCUUUUGUUUGUCUACAAUGACACAGGCAAUUGAAAUCAUGUAGUCCAGGGGAUUUGUUUGAAAAUAGUUUACUCUUCUGCCUGGUGUAGAAAGGGUGAGCAAAGGGACUGAAUGAUAAGCAGGCAAGUUGGAGGGUCUGGCGCUCAAGAAUCUGUCAUUUGUUUGUUGCUGGGUGUGGGUGCUUAUAUUUUUCUAUUUCCAGUCACUUCAAGGUUGUUCACAAGCUAAUUUAAAUUUUGCUUAAUAAUGAUCUUUUAAACAUAAUUGACACAAUUACAAAAUGAAAUUUCUGGCUUCAGUUAGAUAUUUACUUUUAAGUGAAAACACAGACUGUAAGUUUAAAGGCUUUAGGAGCUUAUACAAAAGCUGCUCUUUUGCAUCAUGUAGGUAUCUAAACUCAAUUUACCCAAUAUGUUGAUAUUCAAUAGUUUAAUUUUAUUUCUGUAUAUAUAUAUACAUAUAUAUAUAUAUUUUAGUUGUGACUCUUCUCUAAAAAUGGGUAACAGUUUCACCAAAGAAUGUUAUAAGUUCCUUGUGAUGCUCUUUUGGAGCUCAAAAUAUCUCUGAACUUUAGACAUAAUAAGAUGGAGUGGAAAGGCUUGAUGAAUCUUAUCCCUAAGAUUUGUCUUGAAUUACAAUUAGGAAAUUCACUCCAGUGGAAAUAGGCCAUCCAAUUAGGCAAGUCUGGUGAAUCAUUUGCUUAAAUAUAAGCAAAUGAGAUGUAGACUAGCCAGAUUUCUCCAGACUGUGUGCCCGAGUAAAAUGUCACCUGGGUGAAAUUUUAAAUCAGUCACCAAAUUUGGGUGACAGAUGCAAGAGGAUUUUCAUUUCACUUUAAUAGGAUCAUUCUAUUGAGUUAAAUAGGUUUAUUGCUCAAAACAACAACAAAAAAAUAUGAAUGUCAUCGAAGUUGAAGGAACACAUUUUAACCAUUAAGUUCACCAUGAGAUAUCUUACUUGUUUUUUAGGUAAUUAGUUACCAGUGCUAAUGAAAUGAAUAACAAUCUUUAACUUAUUUGAUGAUGCAUCACUGGGGAAAACAACUCUACUUUUGCCACCCUUUGUCUCUUGGUGAUAUAAACACUUAUGCUUUUUAACUACAUUUUUCUAUCAACAGUAAAAGUCAUGCCAGGGAAUUCCCUAGCAGUUACAGUGGUUAGGAUUCCACACUUCCACUCCUGGGAGCACAGAUUUGAUCCCUGGUUAGGGAACUAAGAUCCUGCAUGUCACGUGGUACAGUCUAAAUAAAUAAAUGAAUAAAUGUCAUGCCACUGUGACCCUUAUUAUGUUUACAGUAGCAAUUUAACUUAUGACACAUUAACUCAGGAAGUAAACUGAAUUACUCUUUCUGGCUUUUUAAUCAUCUUCAGCAAAGUCUGAAGGAGCCAGAGCCAAUACUAGCCAAGUGAUUUAUGUUUAAGGACUGCAAAUAAGUUCUUUAGGUCCAAGAUGUAGAACACUGUUUCACUGGAAUAUCAUUAGGCUAGGGCAUCAGUAACAUGUUAAUUACUAAUAACGAAUUUUCAGUGACUUUUGUGAAAAGUUAGCCUUGGCCACAGGCUGGUGGACCUAACUUACACCACGAAAGCCAAUAAUAUGAUGAACCAAGAUUAAUGCCAGUCCAUGUGGAAGGCUUCCUGGAAUUGUGUAACUUCAGUACCAAUCAGAUAGUACCAUUUAUAAAGCCUCUUCUUGUAACAGUGAAAACUUGUGGGUAGGACAGUGGAUGAAGUUUAUUGCUCAAUUACUUCUCCAGCUUGUCCAAUUUAAUGACUAAAGGAAUAGAGAGAAAGUAUGAUGGUUUUCUCAGUUUCAUAGAAAAGAAUGGUUUAUCUUUUCAUUCAAUGACUGUUGAGCAUUUACUCUUUCUAAAGGCACUGUGUCAGGCACUGGGCCGUAUAAGAAAAAUACCAGAGAUAAUUCUGUUCCCAGUGCUAUCCUGACACAAUAUGUGGCCUUAGAAAAUUUGCUAAACAUACUGGGCUUAUUUUUCCCGUGUGUAAAAUAAGGAUUUCUGGACAAACAACCUUAUACCUCACAGAUGUACCGUGGAGACUGACAAAAUAUCUUCACAUGGACAUGAUAAAAAAAUGUCUAAAAUGACGCUUUUGAAUGUGGCACUACUUGUUCCUCUGAGUGCUUUUCUAUAUUAUAUCAUGGUCUCUUUCGUUCUCAUUAUGAAAAAUAUUUGAUGAAAAAUAAAAUAUGACAGCUCCUUGUAAUUAGACAAAUCAAUUAUGCUGUAAACAAUAUUAACAAUGUUGUUACGGUGUAUCUGCUUAAAGUUACAAUGAAAUAACACAUGAAAAUUGUUAACUAAACUCUCAUUUGUUCAUACAGUUCCAGCAAAUAAAGUAUUUCUAGUCCUUUCA
Molecule: messenger RNA, 3644 nt
Organism: Odocoileus virginianus texanus
Lineage: Eukaryota; Metazoa; Chordata; Mammalia; Artiodactyla; Cervidae
Source: RefSeq, a predicted model, not a curated record